AUGCUGGGAUUACAAGGCCGUCAAGCACAACUUCUGCUAAUGUUGUACACAUAUAUGGGCGUCACUGAUGCUGACCACCCAAUGAAUCGAGGACAGGCAAAUGGGAUUUUACUACACCACCUCAUACUUCUCAUUCUCUUCCUCCUCGUUGCAGUAGCGGCAUCUUCUCCCAUUAACAAUGCCUCCAUUUUCCCCAUUGUCCACACAAACUAUGGUGACAUUCUGGGCACAACAUCCCCCUACCGUCCCAACAUCAAAGUCUUCAAAGGCAUUCCCUAUGCGGCACCUCCCACAGGCGAACUCCGCUGGAAGCCACCGGUCAAGCCCGAGCCAUGGAGCGGCACAUACAACGCAACAGAGUUCAGCGCUCAAUGCCCCCAGGCCCUAAACAUGGGCACUGGCCAAUGGACGACCGGCUCAACCGACCAAAGUGAAGACUGUCUCUACAUGAACAUCUGGACCCCUAUUACGACACCUUCCACCCCACUCCCCGUCUAUAUCUGGGCCUACGGCGGCCGCUUCGUUGACGGCUCCGGCGACGUUGUAACCUACGACGGCAGCGGCCUCGCCUCGCAGGAUAUCAUAACCAUCACCUUCAACUUCCGCCUCGGCCCUCUCGGCUUCCUCGCCCACCCUCUCCUCUCCGCCGAAUCCCCUCACAACAGCUCCGGGAACUACGUGCAAGCCAACAUUGCCUCGUUCGGCGGCGAUCCCGCUCGCGUUACCGUGGGCGGCCAAUCCUCCGGCUCGUCCUGCUCCUUCGACAUGAUGUACUCCCCUCUCGCCGACGGUCUAGCAUCAGGGAUCAUCGCCGAAAGCGGCGCGCGAUCUCCUCGAGACCCCUUAACGGGCAGCCUGGCAACAAGCUACCGUCAGAAAGACGAAGCCAAAUCCUCUGGCCUCUCCGUGAUGACCCCACUCAAGGCAUCAACCCUCUCGGAAAUGCGUGCUCUCUCCGUCUCAACCCUGUUAACCACCGACCUCCUCAACGCCACCAUCUUCGACAACACAAACUACCAAAACGUCAGCACCUUCAUGGAAGCUCCAGAGUGGCGCCCUGUCCUAGAUGGCUACGUCCUCCCACACACCUACGCCUCCACCCUCUCAAACAACACCCACCCCAACAUCCCCAUCCUAACCGGCAACAACAAAGACGAGUCGGGAGCCGCCACAGACCCAGGAUUCACACUCUCCACCUUCCGCUCUAACUUCUCCACCAUGUUCGCGCCUUUCCCCCAUCUCGCUGAAGAGUUCUUCUCCCUCUAUCCUGCCAACGACACAGAAUCAACUACCCCAGCCAAUAACGCCUUCUGGGCAGACCUCGGCAGAGUAAGUACCUGGUCUUGGGCCCUAGACUGGUACGUUUGUGGGGCUACAGCUCCCGUGUACACAUAUUUCUGGGACCAUGCCCCCCCGGGACAAAGUCUGGGUGCGUUUCACGGAAGCGAGAUGUACUAUGUCUUUGGGAACCUGCCGUAUAACUAUCCGGAUAUGCCGUGGACGGAGCGUGACUUUGAGAUUGGGAGGGUGAGGGUGGCGUAUUGGUCGAAUUUCAUCAAGUACGGGGAUCCGAAUGGGGAGGGGUUGGUGAGAUGGGAGCCUAGUGGGGAGGAGAAGGAGACGAUGUUGACGGAUGGGGUGGAGAGGAGGGAGUUGAUGUUACAGUGGUUGGCAGAGUCGGAGGUUUGGUGA
This is a messenger RNA of Aspergillus neoniger CBS 115656, 1692 nucleotides long. Its product is annotated as carboxylesterase/lipase family protein. Bases 1 to 1692 code for a protein of 563 amino acids. The transcript is spliced from 4 exons. Lineage: Eukaryota; Fungi; Ascomycota; Eurotiomycetes; Eurotiales; Aspergillaceae. The record is from RefSeq and is a predicted model, not a curated record.